AUGUGACGUCUAAAGUUUCUCUUUGAAUUUCCAGGAUUUAGCUAUAAGAAAUGUGUUAAAUUCUUGUUUGUCAGCACACAACCAGUAUUUCAGACAUGAAUUCUUUCCGUGCAUUCAAAUUGAAGUUGCCGAAAAAAACUGACGAGGAAACCACAAAGAAUUGGAACAGUGAGUCCUCAGGUCAGGUUACAAUAACAAGCGACACGAAGUAUUUCCAUGCGGGAGAAGAUCGAUAUAAAAACUUUGCGAGUCCCAAUGUUUCCAUUCCAGAUUUUUCAUCUUAUGGGGGCCCCCCGUAUUAUUCAAAACAUGCCGUAGAUGAGGACCUUUGUUUUAUGCAAAGAAAUACAAGCAGUGAAAAGUCGGAUGUAUCCCAGCCAGGGUUUUCUAUGAUACAGAGAAGAUUCGCUGCACCGCUGUUUACUAGCAUGUUUAGUUCUCAAAAUCCCGUAUCAUGCCCGACGUUCGGUAUGUAUAAUCCAUUACCGGAAGUCAUGAACCGUUCGACGGAAACUACAACAGCUGCAAGUGUUACACCAAAGCAUGCCACGCCGACAGUUACACUUUUUGGGGGAUGCGCUUCGCCGCCACUCAAUGACAGCGAUACCAGUUCGAAGUGCUCAUCUUCGCCUGGUAGUAUUGAUUCGGGUUACCAAGCUGGUAGCCUAGAUUUACUUGAAGAGUCAAUGAAUGUGUCUGAUACUGACGUCAAGCAAGAAGUAGAAAAAAGAGAAGGCUCAUUCGAAUGCUCAUUUUGCAAACGAACAUUCUCCUAUCUAUGCCAUUUGAAAGUGCAUGAAAGGGUACACACGGGAGAGAAACCAUAUCUCUGCAAAUUUUGUCCUCAGCAGUUUAGCCAGCUUGGAUCACUGACAGUACACAUGCGAAUACACACUGGUGCUAAACCUUACCAGUGCCGAGAAUGUUCCAAAAAUUUUCGACAUGUCAACAGCCUUCGUCGUCACCAAAGACAGGUUCAUAACAUGACCGCCACACAGCUUGCACCGGUGUUAGACAAGCGUGUGAAACUUGAACAAAUGCAAGAGCAGUAUCGAGUCAAUGACAGAAGUGUAGAAGACAGCGAAUCUAAAAGGAAACGAACAGCAGUUGAUGCACGUGCAUUAUAUCACCAACAAAUCUUUCAGCCUUACAAUCACGGUUAUUUUGCUCAGAGAAAUAUUUUCCCCGGUAUAGCACCAGGGAUGUUGUGGCCGCAGAAAAGUGUCAUUGCUCCCAGUCAAGGCAUCGUGUCAAAUUUGGAUCGUUGUGAAUACAACAAUAAAGUCAUCCAAGACCUGGAAGAUACACGGAGAUGUAAAAAAUUUGGGCAAGAUGUGAAAUCUGGAAUUCAAAAUGCUGCAGAAGCUCUUCUUUCAUUGUCAGAUUCUACUACACCAUCACCCAGAAAGAAUCUUGCUCCCAAGACAUGGAGACCUUUUAUGACGGAAGAAGACGAGGAAAAACCUUUGAAAAUUGAACGUGGAGAAAUUUCCCACACUGAUAAUAGGAACGGCACUGGUCACGGACAACACAGAAAUAUGAAAUCGAUACCAACUUUCCCCCCUCCAUAUUCAGGAAAUGCUUCAAAAAAUGAAAGAAUAACACAUUUGAAGCAGGAGAUGACAAAGCUCCCCCGCUUAAUUCCGAUCUCGGUGGUAAGGAGCGAAAGGGCAUUUCUAAAACCACAAGGCUCAUAUUUUCCUGUUUAUAAAAGUCAAGAAGAACAACAUAUCAGUCCAUACAUAUCGCCGUAUUUAGGGCCACCGCCACCGUCCCUUCGCGGGGAACAGCAGCAGCCGAACGAACGCUCUGACAAGAAAGAAUCGAAUCUGCAGGUGGCUGCCGGCGAGAACCUGGCUAGGUAUUGGAAUUUCAAUGAACAUUCGUCAAAAGAAGACGAUUCGUCUGAUGAAGGAUUUUUAUCUUCUUGUUCCACCGGGGAAGGUAAAACCCCAAGUUCCAAGUCAGAAGGUUUGGAAGUAAUUGCUGAACAUGAAGGGAAAUCUAUUUCCAGAGAAGUUUCAGUUUGAUUUGAGUCUUCAAAGUUCACAAAACUGUCAGCUUGUUGUGAUAAUCAAUUACAAGGUGGCACACGAAAAACAGAACCCGUAAAUGCCCCAUAACUACCCAUAAUUACUUCCGUGAAUAUGGAGUAAUUAUUUGAUUUUGUUUACACUUGAACUUCUGUUUGUGUAUGAUUAUAGCCAAAAGUUUCAGGAAUUUGGGACGUUUUGCACAAAAGCUAUGUUCUCUCUAGAUUAUGUCAAAAUGAGACCGACUUGCACCCGCUGCGCAAAAUGGUCAAUCACUAGCAAGCACCCCUAUAUGUGGAUUUCCCCGAUUUUGGCCGCAAUCUUGAGUUCACCAAUUGUUUGAGGAUUGUUCUGAUAUAUAUUGCCCUUUAAAUAUCCCCACAGAUACGAAUAAAUGAGGUGCUCACUCGACGUCUUGCUGAAACCCCUGUUCAUCUCGAUCAACCCCUUUACACCCAUUUACAAACAAUGUCCAGUACUUCUCAGCAACACAACGUAACGAUUUCACCACUUGAGCUCUUUCAUUUUGUCUUCAAAGCAAUACAUACCGAUUUGCAAUGUUAAAAAUGGCUACCCAUGCCGUGCACUUUACUGAGUGCUGUGCCCCAGUUACAUUAUUUUUGCUAUUGACAUGCCCGUACAGCCGAAAGUGCGCUUUAGCGGAAAACCAAGUGGUAAAUGACAAUUUUGUGGAACGGAUGCAAGUCUGUAUCCAACAUCAAGGAGGUCAAUUAGAACUUAUUUAGAGAGAACAUAACUUUUGUACAAAGCGUUCUAUAUUUAAACUUCCGGGUAUAUUCAUACACAAAUAGUCCAAACGCAAACGAAAUGAACUAUUUUUUUCAUUUUUAUGUAAGUAAUUAAUAAAUUUAUUGGUUCUGUUUUUUGAGUCACUCUGCACCAACCUCAAAUCCCAUAUAAAUCGGCUCAAACAACAAGUGACGCAUUUUCUGCCUCCAGCAUAUGCUUGCCAGUCGCCUCAAUGCAUAUAAUAGUCAUGUAAGACAAGAUGCUUUACCUCAGACACAUAUCAGAAUAUACACUUACACAUCGCUACCGAGAAGACCUGCAUGUUUACUCAUUUUUUAUGCAUUUGUCGUAUACACCAUAAUUUUUAUUAUUUUUUCUUUAAUUUCAAUUAUUCCAAUCAAACAUUGUUGCUAUAUUCCUAAUGUUGAUUGUGCUGAACAUCAUUUAUUAUUUUCCUACCUACCUAAUACGGGAUACCUGCCGAUUAUACAUUUUUUUUAUAGGACACACCAUAAUCUUAGUGGAUAUGUUGACCAUAAAAGUGGAUAUUUUUCACACUUAAUUUUUUUUUCAUAGGACGCACCAUAAUCUUAGUGGAUAUGUUAACCAUGAAAGUGUAUAUUUUUUACAUUUUUUUUUUCAUAGGACAAACCAUAAUCUUGGUGGAUAUGUUAACCAUAAAAGUGGAUAUUUUUUACACUUAUUUUUUUUUAAUUGGACACACCAUAAUCUUAGUGGAUAUUUUUGUCAUAAAAGUGGAUAUAUUUUCGUGUUUUUUGUUAUUAAUACUUUCUAUUUUCAUCAGUUAGUAUAUAUGUGUCUCAGGCGUGUUUUAACACCAUGUUGCCUUUGCAAAGUUAAUAUUUUUUUGUCUUCUAUCUACAGUGGAUGUUGUGUUUCCGAAUUUUUGAUGUUCACUCAAUAAAAAGUUAUGUCACGGAAUUUUUGUGGUAGU
Messenger RNA from Styela clava, 3738 nucleotides. RefSeq lists its product as uncharacterized. Gene Ontology annotation, biological process: regulation of DNA-templated transcription. Lineage: Eukaryota; Metazoa; Chordata; Ascidiacea; Stolidobranchia; Styelidae. Gene Ontology annotation, molecular function: DNA-binding transcription factor activity, RNA polymerase II-specific; RNA polymerase II cis-regulatory region sequence-specific DNA binding. The record is from RefSeq and is a predicted model, not a curated record.